UAUAUGGUUUAAGGGCAUAGCCAUUAGCCACCAAUCUCAUCCAGACAUCCAGUGUUUGAAUCACAACAUAUUUUCACUUCUCAACCUUAUUCUAGAACAACACACCACACACAUGAUAGACUUAUAUAUAUCCAACCUUCCCAACAACAACAACAACAACAACAUGAACAACAUAGAGUCCUACCCUCCGGUUCUCCGCCACCUAGACCAGCAGCAACCCCCACCAAACCCUGACCCGGAUUAUAAAGACCCGACCCAAGAAGAUCCGGAUACUAUACCCAUCAUAGAUCUCUCAUGCUUAGACCAUGACACCAACAAGUUGGAGGAAGCUUGCAAGGAUUGGGGUUUGUUUCGUUUGGUCAACCAUGGGGUUCCAUUGACCCUUUUGAAUGAGCUUCAAGAGAUGGCCAAAGAACUCUUCUCUUUGUCCUUUGAGGUGAAAGAAGGUGCAUGCAGUGGCUGCCCAGUGACAUACUUUUGGGGCACCCCUGCCCUAACGCCAUCUGGGAGGACACUAACAACGAGAAGCCCCCAAAACAUCAAUUGGGUUGAAGGCUUUGAUGUAGCGUUGAGUCAACUCCCACACUUCAGCGUCCCUCAGCUUCCCACACUUGAGUCCAUCAGACUUCUGCUAAAGGACUAUGAAAAUCAUCUGUCAAGAAUUGCCACAACUUUGUUUGAAGCUAUGGCGAAUAACCUUGACCUGAAUCUAAAACCCUCAAAGCCAUACUUAGCAGAAAACACUGGAAUGGUGCGUGUCUAUCGCUAUCCAAAUUGCUCUGAUGCAAAUGUUGGUUGGGGCAUGGAGGCUCAUACAGAUAGCUCAGUGUUGUCUAUAUUGAACCAAGAUGAUGAAGUCAGUGGACUUCAGGUGCUCAAAGAUGAUCAAUGGCUAACUGUAAAACCCAUUUCCAACACGUUGAUUGUCAACCUUGGAGACAUGAUGCAGGCAAUAAGCGACGACAGAUACAAGAGUGUGACACACAGAGUGAGUAUAAACAAACACAAAGAGAGAAUUUCAAUAUGCUACUUUGUUUUCCCCGGUGAAGACGUUGUGAUUGAGAGUUCCAAGUACAAACCCUUUACUUACAAUGAGUUCAGAGCACAAGUGCAACAAGAUAUCAAGGCCCUAGGCUAUAAGGUUGGCCUUGCAAGAUUUCAGCACAACGAGGACUCCUAAGCUUUAUUGGUUUGACUCAUAAAUUUGAGCUCACUCUCUUGUUUGCCACAUUAAUUAUCUUCAUUCUUCAGCAAGUUUAGAAUUGGAUAUUAAUUGCUUAAUUAGUUUGUAGAAAAUCAAGACAAGUGAAAGUGGAACUCACCCUGUGGUUAGCGAUUCCUGAUUAGUGUGACAAAAUUAAAAGAGUCUCAUGCCGAUAUAUAAUUUCAAAAAGUUCUACCAUUAAGUUUGUAAAAGUACUCUACUUUGAUCAAUCACCCGAAUAUAUUAGCAAUGUUGGUACUUCCAAAGCAAAGUGAAACAAAUGAAAUUUUUAUA
Glycine soja is the source of this 1498-nucleotide messenger RNA. RefSeq names its product gibberellin 2-beta-dioxygenase 8-like. Lineage: Eukaryota; Viridiplantae; Streptophyta; Magnoliopsida; Fabales; Fabaceae. Bases 113 to 1180 code for a protein of 355 amino acids. The record is from RefSeq and is a predicted model, not a curated record. The transcript is spliced from 3 exons. Gene Ontology annotation, molecular function: dioxygenase activity.